AUGUCCGACAAAUCUGCUUCUCAGGCCGGGGAGAAGGGGAAGUUUCAACCCGUCUCGUAUAAACAAUCUCAAAGCCUUCCAGGUCUUGAGCGGGAGAUGAAGCCGACGAGCGAAUCCACGGCACUUGAGGGAAGUGGAGAGUUCCACGAAUAUGCAGCGGCUGGAAAGUUGAAGGACCGCAAGGCCAUCAUCACAGGCGGAGACUCCGGAAUUGGUCGAGCUGUUGCCGUUCUUUUCGCUCGCGAAGGUGCCGACAUCAGCAUCGUAUAUCUCCCAGAAGAGCAACCUGAUGCUGAAGAUACAAAGAAAAUGGUGGAGAAGGAGGGCCGACAGUGCUUGUUGAUAGCGGGGGACCUUAUGGACAACAGAAAUUGCCAGAAUGCUGUGUCAAAGCAUGUCGAAACAUACGGCGAGGUUAACAUUCUGGUGAACAAUGCCGCGAAGCAGAUCAAGUGUCCAGACUUCGCGGAUAUCGACCUCGAAAACGUGGAGAGCACGUUCCGAAGCAAUGUCCUCCAAAUGUUUGCCAUGACCAAGUAUUCCAUUCCACAUAUGCCCCGGGGCUCAGCUAUCAUCAACACGACCUCAACGGUGGCUUUCCGAGGCACACCCUCCAUGGUCGACUACUCCGCCACCAAAGGCGCUAUCGUCUCUUUCACUAGGGCACUGGCCCAGAACCUCCUUCCCAAAGGCAUUCGCGUCAACGCUGUGGCUCCAGGGCCGGUCCACACGCCACUUCAGCCCGCUUCCCGGUCUGCCGAGGAGAUGGAAAUCUUUGGUUCGAAGUCCAAGGUCGGCAGGGUUGGCCAGCCGAGUGAGGUCGCGCCAAGUUUUGUGUUCCUAGGAUCUAGGGACUCAGAGCUGUAUUAUGGCCAGGUCCUCAAAGCCUUCCCUAUCGGGGAUUGA
Molecule: messenger RNA, 906 nt
Organism: Scedosporium apiospermum
Lineage: Eukaryota; Fungi; Ascomycota; Sordariomycetes; Microascales; Microascaceae
Exons: 5
Coding region: 1-906 (301 amino acids)
Molecular function (GO): oxidoreductase activity
Source: RefSeq, a predicted model, not a curated record